Molecule: messenger RNA, 2763 nt
Organism: Morone saxatilis (striped sea-bass)
Lineage: Eukaryota; Metazoa; Chordata; Actinopteri; Moronidae
Product: BTB/POZ domain-containing protein 10-like
Exons: 8
Coding region: 97-1824 (575 amino acids)
Biological process (GO): positive regulation of phosphorylation
Cellular component (GO): cytoplasm
Molecular function (GO): protein binding
Source: RefSeq, a predicted model, not a curated record
GACACAUUGAAAGCUUCGGGUCGCAGCGGUGGAUUUUACUAGCGAGUUAAAGUCCAGGUCGAGUGCGUGAAACGAUGCUGAUGAAGUUGCAAAGUAAUGAGCGAGGAUGCUGAAGCAGCCGGGAAGCCCGCUUUGUUCGCAGGAGCGCAAGGCUUUUGUGCCGCUGUCAUCCCGCAGCUCAUCCCCUGCUGCUUUGUCUUCACUUGGCCCUCGGAUACCGACCGUGACCAACAGUGUGGUUUGUCAGUACUGGACUGCGACCACCAGCAGCAGCAGGUCAGCGCCAUGAGUCUGUACGGGACUGGCGCCAGUGGCGGUGCCGUUGGAGGGGCGAGAGAGAGAGGAGGAGCAGAACAUUACCGGGAGCAACGGCGGCGCUCCAGCGACCGUUCACGUGACUCCUCCCAUGAGAGAGGGGAGAGUCAGCUGACGCCCUGCAUCAGGAAUGUCACUUCUCCUACUCGGCAGCAUGACCGUGAACGUGGCGAUGGAGGCUCGUCCUCCAGAUCCUCCAGUCCACGUCCUCCCAGGGUUUCCCUUCCUUAUUCCCAGGUUGGAGGGGCCCUGAUUGGAGGACACAUACCUCGGUCGUUUGGUCCUCCUGGAGCAGACCACCACUCCAAGACACUGGGCCAAGGACUGUGCGACAUGAUCUACGUGUAUGACCUCAGCAGUAAAGAGGGGCAUCGCAGUGGACUGAGACUGGGAGAAAGAGUAACACUCAUUGUGGACAAUACAAGAUUUGUGGUGGAUCCCACCAUCUUUACGGCUCAACCUAACACCAUGCUGGGCAGGAUGUUUGGUUCUGGGCGGGACAACAACUUCACACGGCCCAAUGAAAAGGGAGAGUUUGAGGUGGCCGAUGGCAUCAGCUCCACUGUCUUCAGAGCCAUUCUGGAUUACUACAAGUCGGGGAUAAUCCGCUGCCCUGACGGCGUUUCCAUUCCCGAGCUGAGGGAGGCAUGUGACUACCUCUGUAUCUCCUUCAACUACAGCACCAUCAAGUGCAGAGACCUCAGCGCCCUGAUGCACGAGCUGUCUAACGACGGGGCCCGGCGUCAGUUUGAGUGUUACCUGGAGGAGAUGGUGCUGCCGCUGAUGGUGGCCAGCGCUCAGAGCGGAGAGAGGGAGUGUCAUGUGGUGGUGCUGACUGAUGACGACGUGGUGGACUGGGACGAAGAGUACCCUCCACAGAUGGGAGAAGAGUACUCGCAGAUCAUCUACAGCACCAAACUGUACCGCUUCUUCAAGUACAUAGAGAACAGAGACGUGGCAAAGUCAGUGCUGAAGGACAGGGGACUGAAAAAGAUCCGACUGGGAAUAGAAGGCUACCCAACCUAUAAAGAGAAGGUGAAGCGGCGUCCUGGAGGUCGCCCGGAGGUCAUUUACAACUAUGUCCAGCGUCCCUUCAUCCGCAUGUCCUGGGAGAAGGAGGAAGGGAAGAGCCGCCACGUGGACUUCCAGUGCGUCAAGUCCAAGUCCAUAACCAACCUAGCUGCGGCCGCCGCAGACAUUCCCCAGGACCAGCUGGUGGUCAUGCAGCCUCCGGGGCCGCAGGUGGACGAGCUGGACACUCUGCCGCAGCCGCCGGGCGUCAACGACCCCUACCAGGCACCGCUCGGGCAGGGGCCGGAGAACAACGCGGGCCCUCAGCUGGCGCAGGGCUACGAGGGCCCGCACCAGCAGGCUCAGGACUGUACGGGCCAGGCCCCGCACAGCCUGGCCCUCAGCAACCAUCAGCAGCAGCAGCAGCACGGCAGCAGCCACACUCAGGCCACUUACCACUACGAGCCGGACCCAGACACACCGUCACCCUCUGCGUGAGACUGGCUGCACCCUGAAUCCCCCCCCCCCACUGCUGCGUUCACACUGACUGCAGCAAGUGCUUUAUUCUGACAUCAGUUCGGAGCCCGGAAACUAAAAGACAAACAGCUUUCACAUAGUGGUUCUCCGAGCAUCGAUUGUAAAACCAACACACUGACACUGGGAGGGACGCCAAGAAAGCACAGAAACCUCAUUGGCCUUCAACAGCCAGUAAGCACACACAGUUUAACCUCUCUGCAACGAUUAAAGCACUUCUGGCCACUUGUUGCUUUCAGUGUGAACGCAGACUUUGCCCCACCCCCACUGCCCCACAGUCCCACAGUCCCCCUCACCUCCUCCUCCUGAGUGGCAAAACACCACUUUGCCUUCUGUUGCACGUCUGCUGCAGCCUCUCUGUCGACGCAGCGUCCGAAUGAGCGAGAACCGAUCAGCAGCGAAGGAAGGAUGACGCACAUCAGCAGGCCUCCUCACACACUUUUCACGUUUGUUUAUUUACCUGACCAAAGGAGAGUUUUAGUUGCACUCUGUGUGCAUGUGAAAAGACAGAGUGCUGUAUUACAUUAUAAUGAAGUGUGUGUGUUGCUGCUGGGAUACUGUACCUCACUGGGAAAGUGGAUUUCAGUGCCUCUUCAUAGUCUUUAUUUGGAUGCUAGUUAGCAGUGAAGAUUCACUUUUUCCAGCGCAUGUGAAGGCCUUUGAUUGAAAGGGUUUUUGUUUUACACAACAUAUAUACAUUUUUUGUUUUUUUUUAAGAAAAUGUUCCACCCCCUUUGCUCUUUCAACCAGUUGAUUUGGUUCCUAGUUUACAUUAAGUCCUUGUUUUCACUUGUUUGCAUCCUGGCUGAGCUGCUCUGCACAGGUUCAUCAGCACUGCUGUGAGCACAGGAUGUGAGAAGAGAUGUUGAACACAAUGUUUUCUAAUAAAUGGUAUUCACAACA